GCUUAAAUCCAACAGUAAAAAUAAAGCAAAAAAAAAAGUUGUUUUAAAAAUGAAAAGGAUUGUUAAUUAUGAUGUAUAAGUCGUCAGUAGGUACUGGAAUUCUUGGAGGUUUGCGGGACAAUAUUAUGAAAUAGGUUAUUCACAUUUCUUAAAUUUUAAGUGUAUUAUCUAUGAUCACAUUGCAUAAUGGAAUCGGAAUGUAUAGAGGAUAAAAUUUAUAAUGUUCCGUCAAAGCUGUCACUCGUUGGUAAAAUAUUAAUAUACACAACGGGCGGUUUAGCCAUUGGUGUCAGCAUCGUUUGUAUACCUUUUGUGUCUCCAGCAGCAAGGAAAAUUUGUUUGCCUUAUGUACCUGCAACAACAGAACAGUUACUAGGAGUAACGAAGGCAUUAAAGGGCAGAAGAGGCAGACUAAUAGAUAUUGGAUCUGGUGAUGGAAGAAUAGUAAUAACAGCAGCCAAAAUGGGUUUUAAAGCAGAUGGAGUAGAACUAAAUCCAUUCCUUGUUUAUUACUCACGAAUAUCAGCCUUAUUGAAUCAAAAAUAUUAUGAUACCAGGUUUUAUCAUUGUGAUUUAUGGAAAUUCAACCUCAAACCUUACAAUAAUGUUGUAAUAUUUGGUGUGGAGCAAAUGAUGCACGAUAUAGAAAAUAAAAUUUUAGAUGAAACGCAAGAGCGCACAGUAGUGGUCGCGUGUCGAUUCCCAUUACCAACAAUGGUGCCUGUAGAAACUAUUGGACAUGGUGUAGACACUGUUUGGAAAUAUGAAGUAAAAAUCAGUUAAGUUGCAACAAAUUUAUUUACUUAGAUAUACAAAAUAAUAAACAGUUUUUAUUUUAGAAUCGA
Molecule: messenger RNA, 845 nt
Organism: Bombyx mori (domestic silkworm)
Lineage: Eukaryota; Metazoa; Arthropoda; Insecta; Lepidoptera; Bombycidae
Product: ATP synthase subunit C lysine N-methyltransferase
Exons: 1
Coding region: 187-783 (198 amino acids)
Biological process (GO): regulation of mitochondrial ATP synthesis coupled proton transport; peptidyl-lysine trimethylation; positive regulation of proton-transporting ATP synthase activity, rotational mechanism
Cellular component (GO): mitochondrion
Molecular function (GO): protein-lysine N-methyltransferase activity
Source: RefSeq, a predicted model, not a curated record